AUGGCCACCGGCGACUCCACCAUGUACGACCCUGCGAUUGCUUUGAAAGCAGCCCGCGUGGCCGAAAUCCAUCUCCUCGCCAUGCAAUCCAACCCCCUUCUUCACGCUCAGUUUCCUACUCCCGAGAGCCAGGCAGCGCUCCAAAACUUGCUAGCGAAAGAAGCUUACCCCAAGAUCAUGUCUGCUCCCGCCGAGGAUGGCGUUAGGAUAAUCACGAGGGAGAAAGGUGGUCGCGGUGAUAUAGUGGGGUUUCUGAUGUGGGAUCAUCCUUCACCUCUUGACUGUUUUGGUGAUCCCCCUCCAAAGGACAACAAGAAGAAGAAGUUGGAAGAAGAGGGAGAAGUCUUGAGUAUCCCGGGAUGCAGGAGGAAGUAUCUCGAGGAAUACGCUCGGUUGGCGAAAGAGGCUAAGGAAAAGAGCGGCUACAACCAGAAGAGAUGUUGGCAUCUGACGUUCCUAUGUAUCGACCCCGAGCAUCAAGGCCAGGGCCUUGCGACGGAUAUGAUGGAGCAGUUUCUUGACAUGGUGGAGUAUUUGCAUGACGAAUUCGGACAGCUGCCGGUGUAUUUGGAAAGCACGAUGGAGGCUGUGUCGAUGUAUGAGAGGCUGGGGUUUGAGACAGAAGAUUGGUUUGAGAUGAAGAUACCCGCCAUGAGAAAGGGAGGAUGUUCAAAGGGGAGCGAGGGCGAGGGCGAGGGCCAGAGUGAGGGCGAGGAAGAGAUGAUGACGUAUCGAGAGGUUUGCAUGGUUUACUAUCCCGGGGCGCGGUUCAGGCGUAUCUCAUAG
Sordaria macrospora k-hell is the source of this 786-nucleotide messenger RNA. RefSeq lists its product as uncharacterized. Lineage: Eukaryota; Fungi; Ascomycota; Sordariomycetes; Sordariales; Sordariaceae. Gene Ontology annotation, molecular function: acyltransferase activity, transferring groups other than amino-acyl groups. The record is from RefSeq and is a predicted model, not a curated record.